Messenger RNA from Nelumbo nucifera (sacred lotus), 1826 nucleotides. RefSeq names its product glutamate decarboxylase. Gene Ontology annotation, molecular function: pyridoxal phosphate binding; glutamate decarboxylase activity. NCBI's taxonomy places the organism in Eukaryota, Viridiplantae, Streptophyta, Magnoliopsida, Proteales, Nelumbonaceae. Gene Ontology annotation, biological process: L-glutamate catabolic process. The record is from RefSeq and is a predicted model, not a curated record. Gene Ontology annotation, cellular component: cytosol.
CUUCCUUGUAUAAAUACCAGCUCCCAAUCAACCAACUCCAAACACAACUCAGCAAUACUGACAAGUUUUCAAACAGUCUCUCUCUCUAUCCCCCUCUCUCUCCUCUCAUCUUCUCUCUCUAACUUUCUCUCUCCAACUAUGGUUCUAUCCAAGACUACGUCGGAGUCGGAUGUCUCCGUUCACUCCACCUUCGCCUCACGCUACGUCCGAGCUUCUCUUCCAAGGUUCAAGAUGCCGGAGAACUCGAUCCCGAAGGAAGCAGCGUACCAGAUCAUCAACGACGAGCUGAUGCUGGACGGGAAUCCGAGGUUGAACCUGGCCUCGUUCGUGACGACAUGGAUGGAGCCGGAGUGCGACAAGCUCAUCAUGUCCGCCAUCAACAAGAACUACGUUGACAUGGACGAGUAUCCCGUCACCACCGAGCUUCAGAAUCGUUGUGUGAACAUGAUAGCACAUUUAUUCAACGCUCCGCUCGGAGAUUCGGAGACUGCCGUCGGUGUCGGGACGGUGGGGUCAUCGGAGGCUAUAAUGUUGGCCGGACUUGCAUUCAAGAGGAGGUGGCAGAACAAGAGGAAGGCCCAGGGAAAACCCUAUGACAAGCCCAACAUUGUGACUGGAGCUAAUGUUCAGGUGUGUUGGGAGAAAUUUGCAAGGUACUUUGAGGUGGAGCUGAAGGAGGUUAAGCUGAGGGAAGGCUACUAUGUGAUGGACCCUGCAAAAGCAGUUGAGAUGGUUGAUGAAAACACCAUCUGUGUUGCUGCAAUCCUUGGUUCAACUCUCAAUGGAGAAUUCGAGGAUGUUAAGCUCUUGAACGACCUCUUAGCAGAGAAGAACAAGAAAACAGGAUGGAAUACUCCUAUACAUGUAGACGCUGCAAGUGGUGGAUUCAUUGCACCCUUCAUCUAUCCAGAGCUAGAGUGGGACUUCCGGCUGCCUUUGGUGAAGAGCAUCAAUGUUAGUGGACACAAGUAUGGUCUUGUCUAUGCUGGGAUUGGGUGGGUCAUCUGGAGGACCAAGGAAGACUUACCUGAAGAACUUAUCUUCCACAUCAACUAUCUUGGAGCUGAUCAACCCACCUUCACCCUGAACUUCUCUAAAGGUUCUAGUCAAGUUAUUGCUCAGUACUACCAACUGAUCCGCUUGGGCUAUGAGGGCUAUAGGAACAUUAUGGAGAAUUGCAGAGAAAAUGCAAUGGUUCUCAAGGAAGGAUUAGAGAAGACUGGGCGCUUCAACAUUGUGUCCAAGGACAAUGGAAUCCCCUUGGUGGCUUUCUCCCUGAAGGACAACAGUCGCCAUAAUGAAUUCGAAGUGUCCGACAUGUUGCGCCGAUUUGGGUGGAUUGUUCCAGCCUACACAAUGCCAGCUGAUGCUCAGCAUGUGACAGUGCUCCGUGUUGUCAUAAGGGAGGACUUCUCGCGCACACUGGCUGAGCGACUAGUCCUUGACAUCCAGAAGGUCCUUCAUGAUCUUGAGACUCUCCCUGCAAAGAUCUCAGCCAACUGUGAAGAGAAAAAACAGAGGAAUGGUACUAUUUUCCACAAGAAGAGUGCCAUUGAGACUCAAAGGGAGAUCACCACAGCAUGGAAGAAGUUUGUAAUGGACAAGAAGAUCAGUGGCGUUUGCUAGUAAUUAGAACUACAAGGAAGAGCACCAUAUAAGAUUUUGGAAAUUUUCUUCUUUUGUUUUUGCUUUUUUACUUUUUUGGCCCAUUUUGAUUGUUCUAACUUCAAUUGUUUGUCCGAGAGCUUUAGUCAUUUGUAGCUUGAUGAGCCUUAUGAUUUAUAUUUUCUUCAAUUAAUGAAAGAGUACGAAAUUUAUUACUACAA